GCGUCACUAACAAACGGGAGCGCGCACGCUGUUUCCGUUUCCAAGGCAACGCGCAAUACACUGACUAAGUGGGGGCGACAAUGGUGAGGGAGAAUGUAGCUAUGGAGCCCUGUCUGUCUGUAACCAGAGGGGAAUAAUGAGCCAAUCAGCUUUAUGAGGGAGUAUUUUGCUAAGCACCCUGUACAGCAAUGGUGCGUCUAACCGUGGAUCUGAUCAUGAAAAACAGUAACAUACUCAGGAACCGGAAAGAUGAACCUCUCGCUCAGCAUUUGAGAAGAAUAACACACUUGAAUUUUUCAAAUAAAAAUAUAGAUGAAGUUGAAGACUUAACAAUGUGCAGAAACCUUACUGUCUUGUAUCUUUAUGACAAUCAUAUUAAUCAGAUCAAAAAUCUGGGAUCAAACCUUACACAUCUGUAUCUUCAGAAUAAUUGCAUCUCCUGCAUUGAAAAUCUCAGUGGUCUGAAAAGACUUGAAAAACUGUAUUUGGGAGGAAACUGCCUCACAGUUGUUGAGGGUUUAGAAGGGCUGGGAGAACUGCGUGAGUUGCACAUUGAAAAUCAACGACUUCCUCCUGGAGAGAAGUUACUGUUUGAUCCACGGACACUUCACUUCCUUCGUCUAUCUCUUUCAGUGUUGAACAUCAGCAAUAACAAUAUCGACGAGCUAAAUGACUUAGCUAUAUUGGUGAAUUUAACACAGUUUGUGGCUGCUGACAACCAAAUUAAAGAAAUUAAGGAUUUGGAAUUAGUUCUGAGCAAAUGGACCAAGCUGUGGAGAAUGGAUCUCAGUGGUAAUUCAGUUUGCUUGAAACCAAAAUAUAGAGACAAAGUUAUAAUCAUCUCAAAGACAUUAGAAAUUCUUGAUGGAAAAGAAAUUAAAGAGAUGGCGCGGCAGUUCUUACUAAACUGGAAGGCAUCGAAACUUAGCAAGAAGAAAAAAAGUGGAGAGAACAUGACUGGACAGUCACAUUUGCCACACUUAUAUGAAUCUGACAAUUAUCGGUCACAAAUGCCAGUUUCCAAUCAGAAUUUGAGGCAUCAGCUUAUGGAACAACCAAAAUAUAUUGCCAUGGCUCAGACACAAAGCAGUAAUAAACAUGGAGAGUUACAGAGAUCAAUAUGGAGAAACAUUAGCAUUAUUGAGAAUAUCAGGCAAUUAGCUAUUAAGGAUCCAGAGGACACAUUGCCUGGAUAAAGGAUCUAGAGAAUCUACUGGCAAUUAUGAUGAACACCAGAGUAAUGAAUUAGAGAUGUGACCAUGUAUUUCCCUAAACAACCCGCUCCUGUUAUUUCAACAUGGACUUCCAUAGUAAAGUGUUUCCUUUCCUUGCUACGUUUCCAUGCUGUUAGACAAAAAUACAGUGAAUUCUGUGUUUAUGCAGGCAUAUAGUAUCAUUUAAAUUCCAUUCCUUAUGUUAAAUGACCUUUUAGCAGUCACUAGAGCAGCGCCACAUAAGACAGCUCUUGGUUCCCUCAGAAUGGGCCUCCACAUGGGUGCCUUUUACUGGCACAACAUUCCACAGAUGCAAGAGGGAGCAUCUGUGGGAGAAAGGUGCCCUGUUCUUGUCACCUGCCAAGACAGGUAUUGAGUACAGGGCUACUGUUUGCUCUGCUCUAAGUACUGGAUGCGCAAACAAAGCCCACACUGCAUAAGGGAAUAGAUAGCUCUUGCACUGCUCCAGAUACAGCACUCAGGGCCACAGUAAUCCUCUCAUGUGCUGCCAAGUGCUGGUAUCUGCUCCCUGGUAUCAUUUGGAUGCUGCCUGUGCAUGUACAGUGGGAGAAUAUGACUUGGGCAUCACUGUACUAAUGCCGUACUCACUUCUUAUAGAACAUCUAAGGACUAUGGGAUGCAGGGUUAUUACAGGUGCUUUGGUAGGUCAUGUUCUGCAGCCACAAACAACAGUACCACAAUGCCUAUUGCAUUCUAUGUCAGUCUCCACAAAGCGUUUCAUUUAAGCGCCCUUAAGUGAAUGUUGUCUGAAAAUUCUGAAUUCCACUGGAAUAAGUGGAAAAUACUUUUGCAGCCUAACCUGGGGUAUGAUAUUUUUGUGUCACAUACCUUACUGAAAUCUGUACAAUAUUUUAGUAACCAGUGAUAAAUCUGCUGCAUUCCUCUUAAUUGCCCACACAGUGUGAAGGAUGCCGACGGGAAUAAAUAUUGGUUAUAAAAGAGAAUAACUUAUUGUGUGUACAAUCUUUAAAACAAAGUCUUUCUUCAAAGCUGGCUUAUUUACUAGUUAUUUAAUUAAUUCUAGUUUGUCCAUUGAAGAAACAGUUACACCAAAAAAUGGUUAUUAAAAUAUAAUGUACUGUUGCCCUGCACUGGUAAAAGUUGUGGUUUGCCUCAAAAAUCUUACUAUAGUUUAGUGAAACAAAGCUGCUGUGUAGCCAUGGGGGGUAGCUAUUUAAAUUGAAAUAGGGCUAAAAGGCACAGGAUACAUAG
Xenopus tropicalis (tropical clawed frog) is the source of this 2447-nucleotide messenger RNA. It is a transcript of the gene ppp1r42, whose product is annotated as protein phosphatase 1 regulatory subunit 42. The transcript is spliced from 9 exons. Gene Ontology annotation, cellular component: centrosome. The record is from RefSeq and is a predicted model, not a curated record. The coding region runs from base 189 to 1196 and encodes 335 amino acids. NCBI's taxonomy places the organism in Eukaryota, Metazoa, Chordata, Amphibia, Anura, Pipidae.